Messenger RNA from Myotis daubentonii (Daubenton's bat), 8249 nucleotides. It is a transcript of the gene ZBTB8B, whose product is annotated as zinc finger and BTB domain containing 8B. The record is from RefSeq and is a predicted model, not a curated record. Gene Ontology annotation, biological process: regulation of transcription by RNA polymerase II. NCBI's taxonomy places the organism in Eukaryota, Metazoa, Chordata, Mammalia, Chiroptera, Vespertilionidae. Gene Ontology annotation, molecular function: RNA polymerase II cis-regulatory region sequence-specific DNA binding; protein binding; DNA-binding transcription factor activity, RNA polymerase II-specific.
CGCUUUCAUUGGCUUGGGGGCACCCCGAAGGUCGGCCCUGGCCGGGGGUCAGCGGGCAAGGAAGCCCCAUUUCGGUCGGCCUCCCUCCGACCGCCCGGCCCUGGCGACUCUGGGGAUCCCCGCCGCGCAAACCCGUGCUGGAUGACCGACUCCCAUCCAGCCUCCCCUUAGUGCGGGGAGGGGGGUCGUGGGGCAGAUCCCUCUCCUUCCCUAGCAUUGGGCUGUCCCCCGCGUGGUCCACCGGGUGGGGGCGGCGGAGGUUCAUCCGGAUGUUGCGGGGGCGCUAGGCUCCGCAGUGCUGGUCACUUUGUCCGCGGAGGCCACGGGAGGGGCCGGGCCUCGGUUCCCCACCCUCCGGGCCGAAGACAGAGUCCAUUAACUAGUUCCGGUCGUCUGGCUCUGGACGGGGAGGAUCCCCUGGUGCUGUGAACAAUGUAGCAGAGAUCAGGCUACUUCGGAGCAGCAGCAGCUGGUGAAGAAAUGGAGAUGCAAUCCUACUAUGCCAAGCUCUUGGGGGAGUUGAACGAACAGCGAAAGAGGGAUUUUUUCUGUGACUGUAGCAUCAUUGUGGAAGGGCGGAUCUUUAAGGCCCACAGGAAUAUUUUGUUUGCCAACAGCGGCUACUUCCGAGCCCUGCUCAUUCACUAUAUUCAGGACAGUGGGCGGCACAGCACCGCCUCCUUGGACAUUGUCACCUCCGAUGCCUUUUCCAUCAUCUUAGAUUUCCUGUAUUCUGGGAAGUUGGAUUUGUGUGGGGAAAACGUGAUUGAAGUUAUGUCGGCCGCCAGUUACCUACAGAUGAAUGAUGUGGUAAACUUCUGCAAGACAUAUAUCCGGUCAUCCUUUGAUAUCUGCCGAAAGAUGGAGAAGGAGGCUGCUGUGGCUGCAGCGGUGGCAGCGGCAACUGCAGCUGCAGCAGCUCAUCAGGUUGACGGUGGAAGCCCCAGUUCAGGCACGGAAGGGGCCUCCUGUGAUACCAAGAGCUUGGUCUCCUCUACAGCCAAGGAAGAAGAGUGUGUGGACUGUCCAAAGGAAUCCCCUUGCGGUGACUGCCGCCCCCUGGAACCGGUGGUGAAAGACAGCGAGGGCAGUGGCUCCGCUGACAGUGACCUCUCUGCUCUGCCCAAGCAGAUAGAGCCCAAGGUGGAGUUUGAUGCUGACGAAGUGGAGCAGGUGGAGGUUGGUGAGCAGCUCCAGCAGUAUGCUGCUCCACUGAACCUGGCCCACAUGGAGGAGGGUUUGCCCAGUGGCCAUCCCGUGGACGUGUCUUACGGUAACUACCACGUGAAGCAAUUCUUGGAGGCCCUCUUGCGCAACGGUGCUGUCCAGAGCAAAGAUGAUGCGGAUCAUCACUUUUCUCGGAGUUUGGAGGGAAGACCAGAUGGUGUAGGAGGAGCCAUGAGUUCCAUGAUGGAUGUCCCGACCGACUGGUAUGGCGAGGAUUCAGGCGACGUGCUGGUGGUCCCCAUCAAGCUCCACAGAUGUCCUUUCUGCCCUUACACUGCCAAACAGAAGGGCAUCCUUAAGCGGCACAUCCGCUCACACACGGGUGAGCGGCCCUACCCCUGUGAGAUCUGUGGCAAGAGAUUCACGCGACAGGAGCACCUGCGGAGCCAUGCCCUGAGCGUCCACAGAUCCAACUGUCCAAUCAUCUGCAAGGGCUGCAGAAGAACCUUCACGAAUCACCUGUCACAGGGGCUGAGGCGCUUUGGGCUGUGUGACAGCUGCACCUGCGUUGCAGACACACAUGAUGAUGAGUACAGUUUGAUGCCCAUCAACCUUAGCCUGGUGGAGGCUUCAUCCGAAAGCCAAGAAAAGAGUGACACAGACAAUGAUUGGCCAAUCUAUGUGGAGUCUGGUGAGGAAAACGACCCUGCCGGAGAGGAUUCUGACGACAGACCACCAAUUCAGCCCAACCUAACAGACCGAGAGACACUCAUGUAGCAGUAGAUGGGUGGGAAGAGGUUUUGGAAUUUGUUAUUGUUCAUUCUGUGGUUGAACCCUGAGACGAACAUUUUUUUCAGUGUCAAUAUAUUUGCAUUUUUGUUAGAUGACCUAGUAGAGGUUGGAUUUUGUGACUCAAAGGACUAAUGAGGUUUUAGUUUGGUGCCCUUGAUUUCUGAGGGCUUUGCUGACCUUCCUUAAUUCUGAGUGAAUAAGGCUGGCCCGCAGGCUUCCUGUUUAUCCUGUUGUGCACCUGAACUCUGGUUAGGAGAAAGAUAAGAAAACCCCCAUCUUGUUUUCAUAGUGUCUCAAUCUCUGCAUUCCUUUGGGGUCAUCCUCUUUUCUCUGAAAAGGUGGGCAAGAAUGUAUUAAGUUUUGAGAAUAAUUUUACCUCUGCCAAGCCUCUCCUAAUGAAUUCCAUAUUCUAAUUUUCCGAAGUACUUAAGAGAAAGCUUUAUUGAUACAAGGCAGGCGGGGCUGCCUUAGACAUGAUUGUAAAAGCUACUUUUCUAAAUCUAAGACUGCAACGGUAAAAGCUGGGGGUGUUUGUGUGCAUACAAGCACGGAAAUAAGCUCAAAGCCUUCUUAUGGCACUUUGACGUGCCCAGUGGAAUCACAUUUUAAGUUUGCCCCAGGAAGGGACCCUGUGAGCCCAGGUUUGGAUGGUUUCCCUGCUUCGUUUGGUAUUUGACAAUUCUCUACACACAAAUAACCUGUUUUGUGAUCAUAAAACUAAUCAUCUGGGCAAAACUAAAAAUUCUCCCCUGCUUUUUCGAGCCAUUUCCAAAGGCCACACUGCUGGAACUAUCGCUACCACUGACAUUCUUUUACUUAGUUUUAGAAUGGAACUUUAAUUGGAGGGAAAGUGUAAGCCUAUCUAAGCAAGUUAUAUUUCUAAAUUGCUUACCUUUUAAAAGAUCUGCUGGAAGGAAAGAGAAGUUUGUAGAAGUACAGGUUUUUAAAACCAGUCUGCUUUUCCCCUCUUAGCAGCCAUGCAAUUAUUCUAACAGAAGGCUGCACUUCUUUAAAGGGCUAAAAAGCAGGAAAUAUUAGGGAUUUAAAAUAUUUAAGGCACUUUCAUAAUUUUGUCUUAUGUUAAGGUAUCCAAAAUGGAUUUUCAAAGAAAUCCCUAAUGAAACGAAGUAUGCAAACAAAACAGUUUCCUUUGAACUUUGAAAAAAAAUAAAAGAAAUCCCUUUUUCUUCCUUUAAUUUAGCAUAGUUAUGUUUCAAAAGGUAGUAAAAUCACUUUUUUCCUGUCUCUUAAACAAAAAGAUCUUCAAAACAUUAUAAAUUGGCUUGUAAAUGCUAGUCAUUGAAGAGUUCAAAGGUAUUUAAACUACUCAGUAGAAGUUAAAGUUUAGCUAGUGUGACUCAAACUGUGGUCCUCACACGGGUGCUGGUCUGUGAGUUGUUUGAUACCAGUCCACACAGCAGGACCAUGUAUUGGUCUGCAGUAGAUUGGAAAUUUUAAAAUUGGUCGUUUGCCCUGGCUGGCGUGGCUCAGUGAUUCGAGAAUCAGAAUGGGUGUGCUGUAUUCCAAUAAAACUUUACUUGCAAAAAACAGGCAGCAAGCAGGAUUUGGCCCAACCUGUUUUAGGUACUACUUUUAUUUUUCUUUUACUAAAUGAAGUUAAUGAGUCUUCAAACAGAAAAUGUAUUUAGUAUUUAGUGUUAGCAGUUCUAUAUUAUAAUAGGUAAUCUUUUUAAAAUCUAUAGGCUAUAGCCCAGCAGAGUGGCUCAGUGGUUGGGUGUUGACCUAUGAACCAGGAGGUCACAAUUCGAUUCCCAGGCAGUUUGAUGCCCGGUCAGGGCACGUGCCUGGGUUGUGGGCUCUUGUGGGCUCCAUCCCAGGUGUGGAGCAUGUGGGAGGCGGCCAAUUGAUGGUUCUCUCUCAUCAUUGAUGUUUCUGUUUCUCGCUCCCCCCUCCCUUCCUCUCUGCAAUCAAUAAAAAUAUAUUUUAAAAAAAUCAUUAGGAUAUAGCCCUGGCUGGCAUGCCUCAGUAGUUAGAGCAUCAGCCUGGGCAAUGAAGGGUCUUGGGUUCGAUUUCCAGUCAAAGGCAUGUACCUGAGUUGCAGGUUCGCUUCCUGCCCCAGGUUGGGUGCCUGCGGGAGGCAACCAGCCUAUGUAUCUCUCUUACAUUGAUGAUACUCUCCAUCCCCUUUCCUCCCUUUCUCCCUCCCUCCUUUCCACUCUCUGAAAAGCAAUGGAAAAAAUAUCCUCGGGUGAGGAUUAACAGAACAAGAAAGAAAAAAUGGUCUUUUACCACAGAUAGUUUCAAAAUUAUUGUUCUAGAUCAAGAGGUGCAAAUUGAAACUUAUUUAGGACCAGAAACAUUUUUCUUAACCUAAAAUGAAAAUAUUAGCUGUUGUUUUAAUAGAGGGAUCUUAGCGAAAGGCAAACCUAAAUGGAUGUGUAGAGGCUAUACUUUGCAAGGAGUUAUGUUUGAUUGUUUUUGCUCUCUCUGUUUAAAGUAUUUUUGAUAUUUUAAAAGACUCUUCUACCUCACAAUUUCACUUCUCUGCCUAGUUUCUCUGGUAGAGCAAGGAGCCUCUUCAGUGACCCCAUGACCUGUUCAUAUUACUGGGUGCAAAGUAAAAAAAAUUUACAUUAGAGAUUUUAUUGUAAGACAGUGAUUCUCAACUGGGGGUGAUUUUGCCACCCAGAGGAGAUUUGGCAAUGUCUGGAGACUUUCUUAAUUGUUACAACUGGGGCAAGGAGCUGCUAGCAUCUAGUGGGUAGAGGAAAGGAUGCUGCUAAAAUCCUACAAUUUAUAGGAUGGUUUCUUACAACAAAGAAUUAUCUAGUCCAACGUGUUAAGAGUUCAAGGGUAAGAAACCCCCCUAAAAAGUAAAAUUUUAAAAAAUGACUUUGAGUGAAGUUAAUUUUGUGUUAUAUUUUAAGCUACGCUACCUUUUACCUUCUUAAUAUAAAUAGACUCUUCCCUGGCCGGUGUGGCUCAGUUGGUUGGAGCAUCGUCCUGUACCUUGAAAGGUCACGGGUUCAAUUGCCCGUUAGGGCACAUACCCAGGUUGUGGGUUCAAUCCCCUGUCAGGGUGCAUGUGGGAUGCAACCAAUUGAGGUUUCUCUCUCCUUUUCCUUUCUGUCUCUAAAAAUCAAUAAAAACAUGUCUUAUUGAUUUUUUAAAUUUAAAAAAUAUUAAUAAGCCCUUAUACUCCCACAACUUUUGGAAAAUAGUGGAUUAGCAAAAUACCGAGUGGAGGCCAAAUAAUUCACAACUUGCCCAUAACCUGAUUAGGUCUGUGAUACGGAAACUUAGGAAUUCUGACUGAGACUUAUACCCCCAGAAUUACUCUAGGCUUUUAUCAUUUUAUUAAAUUUUAAAGUAGCAGAAUCACUGGAAGGAAAACGGAACAUGAAGCUUAAUAUUUAAGUGACUCUCUUUUUCCAUAAUAUUUUAGAUUGUUGCAUUCCUGUUUGGCUGUUUAGAGUUUGUGUGUUGACAUUCAUAGUAACUAGAUCACUGAAUUCUGUCACUUUUAAAGGAGAUCUUUGUCUGGACUAUCAGAUCACAGACUGUCCUGUUUUAAAUUUAUGUUCACAUUUGGUGAUCAGUAUUUUUAAUCUGCACAGUGUCUUUGAGGUGUAAUUUGUGUUGUUGGUGGUGAUAUUUUUAUAAUAAGUAAAUCCACAGUUGGGUCCAACACAGACUAUUUGUGAUUUAGGUUAUAUUCUGACAUCUUUCUGGCACAUCUGCCCAAGUUCACAAAGGAUACUUUUAUCUUAUAUCAGAUAUAUUGCAUGAAUGGGAACAGGAUUUUUACUUCUAAUAGAAUUUAAAAAUGGCAUCCUUGGAAAGUUUCUCUUGGGGGAAGGGGUCAGGCUUUCAUAGCAAGGGUUGGGCGGAAUGUAAAUAAGACCUAUAAUUGUAAUAAAUUAAGAAAUGACAUAGAGCAUCAUGACUUCUGGUCAUUUGGCAGGAAGAUGCCGUUCUGGUGUAAAUAUUUUGGUAGCCAUUAGACUUUGAAUAUUCCUUAAGAAAAUGACUGACCUAGUGGUCUGCAGAAUGCUGUGGCAUUGAGUGUUCUGGUGGUUCAGAAUGCUGUGAUGGUUUUUUGUUAUUGUUGUUAACUGAUGUUGCGACAAACCCCAUAGAAAGGCAACAGGUAGGGCUCCCGGUACUGGUUCUGAGGGCGGUGGGGAAGACUGGAGUAGCUUUUGGUCAACUGAAUGUACAUGUUUCAUUUGGACUUCUAGGUUUUUAUUGUGUGUCCCUUGUGCAUUGACAAUGGAGUUAUCUCUGUGAGGGGCAAAGGGUUGGGUGGGUGAGAAAUCCUAUUAUACUCCGUUUUGAGUAUUACCACUGUACUUCCUGUUGUUGGUCUUUUAUAGCUUCUCUUGUGCUUUCACGUGAUCACACUAUCUUCUAACCCAAAAAAAGGAGCACUUUAUUCAGUUGCUUCUGAUAGGCAGUGUUUUCAUUCAUUUUUAUUCAGUAUUUCCACAACAUCCCUUAUUACUAUGUUCCUCAAACCUGUCAAUAUAGCGCUGAAAAAUUGAAUUCUUUUCUUCAAAUAAUGCUUCUGUAGAGACAAAUGGAAAAAAAAUGGCAGGAAUAGUUUGGUUGGUUUCUAACAUGUCCUAGUUUUAAUUCACACCAUUGUGAUUAGAUGGUAUAGAACCUUCCUAAGUUAAGGGGGACCUUCAGCAGAGGUAGACUCUCCCGGUAGGUAAUUUUACUACUGCCAAGUCUUCAUUGACAACUGUGCUUUUGGGGAGCAAUUUAUAUGUUCAUCACUUGAGUUUUGAACAAGGAGACGACCCACAUCAGGCAAGUAUGGGAGUUAUCCUGGCUAAAAAACCUCUUGUCCCACGGGAGCAAGAAUCUUUUCUAACAACUCCACAGUCACAGCUUCUAGGGUCCCGAAAGAGACAUGUUUAUUCCAAGAGUCACUGUACUUAGGGAAGCCAGGGCUGUGGCUUCCUAUCAGGUACUUAUAGUUCUCCCAGUCUGAAUGCAGUUUACCAGUUAGGGGUCAUUUCUACCAUAGGUAACGUUCCUAGCAAUAUAGUUGACAUACUACUCUUUCGUAGGUUGUCAGGGGAACAGAGCUAGGAAGUUAACCAGAGGUCAAAUUCUCACACUGAAGGAGAAAAGGUUCUGUUAAUCCUUUACCAAACAGUAUGCUAAGCAAUUGCACAAUAGAUAGUCCAUCUAGUUCCUAUAAAAUAUAACCAGGGGAAUUUCCAAUUAAAAUAUAGCCAACACCGCCCCGCUGGCGUGGCUCAGUGGUUGAGCAUUGACCUAUGAACCGGGAGGUCACGGUUCCAUUCCUGGUCAGGGCACUUGCCCGGGUUGCGGGCUUGACCCCCAGUGUGGGGCCUGCAGGAGGCAGCCAAUCAAUGAUUCUCUCUCAUCAUUGAUGUUUAUAUUGCCCUUUCCCUUCCUCUCUGAAAUCAAUAAAAAUAUAAAAAUAAAAUAUAGCCAACACCAACUAACUUUUCCUCUCUUGAAGAGAGUUUAUUCUAUGUGCUUAGCUGCUUGUGAUUAAUAAAUACACUGUUUGCAAAUUUUGCUGAGAUAUGUGUAAGAGUUGAAUAAAUAGUCAAAAUGUUCCUGUCAAAAUGUCAUGUAUCCUUUGGUGCUACUCCUAGUAGGCAGGUGUAAUAUGACAUAAUAUAGGGACAUUGAAUGGAAAUUUCUGGGGAUCCCAUCAGUCACACUUUGAGGGGAACCGAUGUUCACCUCGCAACCACCAAACACUAGGCUCUUAAUGGUGCCUCUCCUUAUUAUGUCAUGUGGCGCUACUUUUGCCUGUUUCUGUGGCUCCUUGACAGAUCGAUCAGUGAGGAUAGUAGGUUGUUUAUUCAACAGUUAUACAACAACUAUUUAUGUAGUCCUUAUUAUGUGUCGGGCACUAGCGCACCUCAAUGAACAAGCAAAAUCUCUGCCCCCAAAGAACUUGCAGUGUGUAAUCAGGAAGACUAGCGAUUAAGCAGCACAGUUUUGGGCGUGACAAUAGGGCAAGGACAGGGUGCCCUGGGAGUGCUCGGGUAGAGCACCGAGCCCAGUUUUAGAGCCUGAGAAGGCUUUCUUACCUAAGCUACUGUUGUUGUGGUCUUUCCCAUCCAGAAAACUUCUAGUUUUGGGAUACAAUUUAUAAACAAUGUAAACAGUCUCUGGCAUUUCCUGCCUUUUCCAAACAUGGUAGGUUGGAACAUUAACAGUGUUUAAAUUACUUGUUUAAUUGGGGUAUAUAAAAUUACUAUAAACAUUUUAGAAUAUCCUGUUCUGGGAUAUAUGCAUCAGAUGCCAUGGUUUUCUUAUUAAAAAGAAACAAGCAA